CACCAUAAUAAUGUGACUAUCUGAAAAAUACGUUUUCAAAAAAAAAACAAUAAUUCGUUUGAAAAGAAAAAAUAAAUCCGCACAUAACAAUGUCAUCUAAUACCCUUCUAGUUAACGGAUAAGACAGUCAUUACACUUGAUAAAUUAUGAUACAAGGCAUUUAUAAAAAUGUUGUUAAAUGAAAUUUUGAUCUUGGCGUAGAUGUGCGUGGGAAGUGUUAAAGGAGUAUGGAUGUACUUUAUAGUUUAAUGUUCUAGCAAAAACGGUGCAGAGAUUGUGUAUAAUGAUCGCAUUUGUGUUAAAUUCGUGAAUGAAUUUUUGGGUCGCUCGAGCACUCCAAGUUCAAUUCUAUGCUCGAAGGAAGGUCAUUCAGAAAUUUUAAGCGCAUGUCGUCAUUUAACCUUGAACCUUUACACAUUGAAAUUCGUGCUGGAAUUUACAAAACAAUAGAAGCAAAACGACGUAUAGACAACUGUAAUAGUAAUCAACCCACGCGAAUUGGAACAUUGACCAGGAAGGCACGUAUUUUCGGUCAGGAACCUUUGUUCCGAUAAGUGUUAAGUUUGAUAAAAGUUUUUCAACUUCUAUAAAGCAAUCAACGAGGACGAAACUUUAGUUCAUUUUUAUAACGGUAUUCAUCCAGUGUCAAACAAAGGUGGAAAGUUCCAAUCAGAAAAAUGCAGUUCAGUGUCACAGUGAUAUGCAGCAUAUCUCUGCUAACGUUGGUGUGUGAAGCUGCUGUAAUCUACAAGAAUGAGUGCGACUGCAAGCGGAAAAUAAUGAAAGCUUCGACGCUGCCACCACCGGACUUUCACAGCUUUAAACAGUGCGAAGAAACGAAACCCACCGAUUUGCAUCCCAUAAAAGACAUGUGCUCGUGUAUAGACGUGGCCCAUGUCCGCCCGGGUUGCAGUCAGAUAGACGACAUUCCCAAGUUUGCACCAUCAACGUCGUGCGAGUGCGGCUAUGACGAUUGUAAGCCUCCACCAAAAAAAUACCCUGCAGAUGUCAUCAGUCAACAUCUGGCGGUCGUUGCAGCCCGUAAGAAAACCAUAUCCGAGACAGACUUGCAUUUCCACGCACCACCCAUCAAGGUACCUCCGUGUCCCAAAGAGGUUCUUACUGUUCCCGAAGAGCUUCUCUACAAACUGAACCGUCAACCAAUCGAGCUGAAACCUCCGAAGAAGAAGUACAUCCCCAGAGUAGAUUUGUCCGAAGAGGAACAGCAGCCGUGUCUUCCGGAGAAGCAGUACUAUUCUGACAUCUGUUAUGGCAAAAUAGAGGCGCCCAACCCGGCACUCGAAGAGGUCAAACAGGAGGAGAUUCCUUGCCAAAUGUGUACGGAUAACUACACGGAAGAGGAAACGACAGAUUGCCCAUGUGAGUUAGAAACGGAGGAAGACUGCGAGUCCGACGAGGAAAUGCCCGAUGAGGCUCUAGAAGACGAAGAAGAAGAUGUAGAUUCCAACAAAGCGUCUGAAGAAAUUGAUUUGGAGGAGGAGAGUGGCGAAGAAGAGGCCUACAGGAAACGAUCGAUACGGCCUUCCUCGUUUGGACGGUCAAGCUCUAAGAUAAAAAACUAAAUAGUUAAGUAAUAAAGAUGUUUUGUUUGUU
Molecule: messenger RNA, 1614 nt
Organism: Aedes aegypti (yellow fever mosquito)
Lineage: Eukaryota; Metazoa; Arthropoda; Insecta; Diptera; Culicidae
Product: titin
Exons: 2
Coding region: 678-1583 (301 amino acids)
Source: RefSeq, a predicted model, not a curated record